This is a messenger RNA of Drosophila persimilis, 682 nucleotides long. It is a transcript of the gene Svip, whose product is annotated as small VCP/p97-interacting protein. The record is from RefSeq and is a predicted model, not a curated record. Gene Ontology annotation, biological process: positive regulation of autophagy; negative regulation of retrograde protein transport, ER to cytosol; negative regulation of VCP-NPL4-UFD1 AAA ATPase complex assembly. Gene Ontology annotation, cellular component: endoplasmic reticulum membrane. NCBI's taxonomy places the organism in Eukaryota, Metazoa, Arthropoda, Insecta, Diptera, Drosophilidae. Bases 110 to 358 code for a protein of 82 amino acids. The transcript has 3 exons.
CUGACACACAAAAACAAAGUAUAAGGCGAAACAAACUACGCAAAAACAACACAAGAAGGAAGCCCUAUUUUUGUUUUGUGUACAAAAAAAAAACAAAAUAAAAACAGACAUGGGUGUGUGCCUAUCCUGCUGCGGCAACAGUGCCGAGGAAGCCAAUCUCAUGCCCUCACCGGAGGAGCGCCGCCAGCAGCAACUGGACGCUGCGGAAAAGCGUCGCCAGGAGAACGAGUCGCGUGGAAUUAAAAAUCCCGAGAACCUGCGCAGGCAGCAGCAGAAGGCAUUGGAGCAGGAACGUCGCGAACGGGAGGCGGACCGCCAAGGCCAAGGACAGCCCACCCUGAAGUGGCAGACUACUUAAGGCUACAGUGAAUGAAAUCCCCACCGCAGCUGCCUCUGUCCGGCUGCUUCUAAAGCGCUAGACGACGGACGCCCUUCAUCUUGUAUGACGCUAUCGAAGCUAUCCGGGUGCCAGGGUACAUUGCUUUUUGUAUAUCUUUAUAAAUUGUUUAUUUGUUAGCCAUCUUUGUACCUUAUCUAUUGUAUAUUUAUACACGUCUACAUCUACCUUCGAAGCACACUCCAAGUUUUUUUAAAAAGCGUUAAACUGUGUACCAAAUUACUACCAAAAAUAAAAAGACCACGAAAACUACAUCAAAGAACAAAAAAAAGUAUAUUCAUAUAA